Messenger RNA from Dimorphilus gyrociliatus, 6979 nucleotides. The record is from the annotation of a GenBank genome assembly. Lineage: Eukaryota; Metazoa; Annelida; Polychaeta; Dinophilidae.
AUGUUAAUAAAAGUAUUGUCAUGUGACAGUAUCACAAUAAUAUGGAGUCUAUCUUGCUAUUGAAUAAAAGGAGAAAUUUUCACAAAUUGUUGAUAAAUAUAUUAAUUAUCAUUGGAUUUUUAGGUUCAAGUACAAAUUCAGAAACGUGUUCAGUUACAAAAUUAAAGUUCGCUAUUAUCCCUGGGGACUUGAGAGUUGUCUAUAAUGACUCAGGGAGAUAUCAUGAUUACACGUUCAACUUAUGUAAUGCUGUAAGCUGUGGAGAUAGUACUGACGCUGUUAUGUGUAACAAAACGACCGCCACAUCAACACCAUUCGCGGAACUUAAAAGUGUUAAUAUAACAAACGAUGACAGCUCAACAAUAUUAGAUUUUACUGACAAUAAGAAAGAACAAAACUUGAAUGUUCUCUUGUUAUGUGGUAAAACUCUGGGAACACCAAAAAUUACUGUAGAAGAACACUCUGAAAACACCGAAGCAGUUUCUAUAAAAUGGGAAACAGGAAGUGCAUGUGCAAUUCCUCCAGCAAGAAAAUUUGUGCCAUGUUAUGCUUAUAACAAAAAUCAUGAACUGAUUGAUUUAAAUCCUUUGGGUUUGAGAAAUCCUUUUAAAUACUUAAUGUCUGAUAAUUCUACUAUUCACAUUUCUGUAUGCUCAACCAUUCCAAGUAAACAUUUAAAGGAUUGCUCAUCUGAGGCUGUAUGCAAAACUUUCGCUGAUGAAAAAGCAAAAAAAUUGGGAAGACCUUCGAAAGGAAUUCAGCUAAACGACGACGAAUCUUUAACAAUUACUUAUAAGUCUGCUACAUCCGAAACAAAAGUAACUUUUCGCUGUCCUAAAGAUGACACUGGAAUAGGUCAAAUCAAAUUAAUCAGUAACAUUGAAGAUAGUUAUGAAUUUGAAAUAGAAACUGAAUACGCAUGUCCUCUGAGGAAUCAAAUAGUCAAAGGAAAUAAAUUGACUAUGGAGAAAAAUGGAAUUAAUUUCGAUUUAGCCGUAUUCUCAGACAACGCCUACAAUACUUCAACUGACAAAUAUACAUAUUUCAUAGGUUUUAAUAAAGGCUCAAAAAUAUUAGAGGCCUGUGGUUUGGAACAUGCAUUGGCCUGCCAGAAAUAUCAAAACUCAAAUCAAAAGAUUGGAGGUUUGGAUGAAUAUUUAAGUUAUUUUGAUGGAAAGAUUACUUUAACUAUUAAAGAUGGAAGACCUUGCCGAGAUAAAUUUCACCGUCAAACAAUUAUAGAUUUCAUAUGUGAUCCAAGCGCUAAAAAUGUUGUUCUGAAACAUAUUAGAGAAGAUCACUGUUUAUAUUUCUUUGAAGCUUAUACAAAACAAGCCUGCCUGCAUAAUAAUAGAAAAAUAUUUCAACCCUGUCUCGUUGAACACAAUGGACAAGUAUUUGAUAUAUCUCCCUUGAAAAAUAAAAAUUGGAGAGUUCUUCCUCAAGACAAUGAAAAUAAAGAUGAAAUUUUUAUAUCUCCUUGCUCAUUCUUGAAUCCUUCAAGUGAAGAAAUAAAAUGCAAUCAUAUUCCGACCAGUGUAUGUCUUAGCAAACCAGAUGAUAAAUAUGGUUUUAGAUACGGUAAUUUAUCUAUGAGUCCUGUUUACGAUAAAGACACUAAAAGUUUGAAAAUGACCUCUGUUGGUGGAGAUCUCUACAUUGGUAAUAAUAAACCACGAAAAGCAGAAAUCAAUUUUGAAUGUGGUACUGACGAAACGUCAACUCCGACCUAUAUAAAAGAAGAAAAUAUCCUCUACAUAGAUUGGUUUACCAAAUAUGCUUGUCAAUCAAAUAUCAUUGUCGGUGAUGAAUGUAAAGUUAGCGUUAAUGGAUAUGAUAUAAAUCUAUUUCCAUUGACCCACGAAGUAUUUACAAUAAAUGGAACUGAUGAAUAUUAUAAAUUAAAAAUCUGUAAUAAUUUUGAAUUAUCGAACUGGGCAGCACGCCGGUGUGUCAAGGACAAAUGUAAAGACCUUGCUCCAGCUAAUCAGAAAUUGCAGUAUAAAGAUCAAGUUUUGCAAUUAAUAUAUUCAGACAAGGGUUCACCGAAAGUAAAGAUUAGUUUUAUAUGUGAUCGAGAUGUCUCCUUAGCGGAACUAGAAAUUUCUCAACGGAAUAAGGCAACAACUGCAAUUGAAGUAAGAACUCCUCAUGCAUGUAUUAACCCAUCUAUGGAAUGUACUUACAUAGAUAGAAAAGGAAAUAAGUUUGAUCUAACAAAACUUGCUGGAAUAUCAUAUGCAAUAGAAGAUUCGAAAUAUGAUUACAGAUUUUCUAUUUGUACACCUUUGAAAGAUGUUCCUUUUAAUUGCCAUGAAACAUCUACCCUAUGCGCCAAAGAUAAGGAAACCGAAGAAGUCCUUCCAGAAAUUGCCACAAUCACAGGCGCUAAAAUGGAAGAUCUCGGUGGACAUAUACUUAUCACUUAUCCAAAUCCGGAGGACGGUGAACAAAAUAAAACUCAUAUAUCUUUUCAAUGUUCAACGCAACAAUCUUACACUAUAUUGACCGACUUCGCUUAUAAUCAUAUUAUCAACUUUCAUACUCCACUGGUUUGUCCUGUUAAACAUUAUGAAAACCGAAAAAAUUGCUCUAUUGAAUAUCAAGGUCAAAAGUAUUUGAUUGAACCGAUUAAAAAGACUAUUCAAUUGAAAAUUAAUGAUAAAGAAGAAGAUUUUACAUUGCAAGCUUGCGGUGAAAAAUCAGGAAUUUAUAAGAAUGACGAGCAAUAUUAUUCAUCAAAUAAUGAGUUAGAGACGAUAAAUGAUCAUAGAACUAACUUCAAAGUUGACUUUACACAAAUAGAUAAAAAGAAACCAAAUUUAGAAGUCAGAUUUGGAUGCGAUAGGAAAAAACAAACGAAAGUUAGAGUUAAAGAAGAUGACUCAACAAUUGUGAUUAUUCUUUGGAUAGCUGAAGUUUGUGAAUACAAAACAAGCGUUGGUUGUGAGACGCCUCAAUUCAGUUUUGAUUUCUUGAGGUCGAAACCCUAUUACGAAAUUGAAGAUACCAAUGGAAAACUUUUCUUAAGUAUAUGCCAAAGCCUGCCACCAAAAUUCGAAGGCCCUUGUAGAGGUGCAGGCGCUUGUUUAGAAUAUAAGAAUGGUACAAAAGUUUCCUUAGGAUACUUGCAAUCUCAUUUAGAAUCCGAUGGAGAUGGUGCAAUAAUUACUUACAAAGGUGGUAAAAAAUGUAAUGGCGCCUCUAAAGUUACUAUAACGUUUCUAGUCAAAGAUGGUUUUGAAUUUAAACGUCAGGGAACAGAUGAUUGCGAAUAUAAUUUUCAAUUUUUAACUCCUGCUUACAAGAAUAGUGAAAAGAGAAUUGGUUCUGAUUGCUCGGUUACAGAUCCAGUUUAUAAUUACAAAUUUGAUCUUUCGUCGCUGAAAGCCAAAACAAAUAAAGUUGAAUCAAACGACAAGCAGUAUAACUUUUUUCUAAGCGUCUGUCAAGCUGACAAAAAUAGUCCGUGUGAAAAAGGAAUUGGAGCUUGCCAAGAAAUAGUACAAGAUCCUGUUGCGAAAAAAAUGAUGAUGGGAAAUAUUAAUGAUAAAUUACAAUGGGUUAAUCAAAAAUUGAGACUGAAAUAUACAGGUGGUACAAAAUGCCAUGGAAUAUUUAAAAGAUCAACCGUUAUAGACUUCAUUUGCGAUAGACAAGUGGAAAAGAUUGUAUACAUUAAUGAAACAGAGAAUUGCGAAUAUCAAUUCGAAUGGUUUACAGCAUUGGCCUGUAGAUCGUUUGAGACAACACCUACAUGCUCAGCUGAGGACUCAAAAAAUAAUAAAAUCUAUAAUUUUUCACCUCUGACAAAGACAUCUUCAAACUAUAUUGUAGACGGUAAAGACGUAAAAUUUGCUAUAAAUUUAUGCGCCCCAGUAAUUGAUAAACCCUAUAAGGUUGGUCAGAUAGGUGUAAACUGUCCAGCUCAUAGCUCUGUUUGCCUACUUAAAGAUCAUGAAAAAUCAGAAAUGUUAAGUUCGGUUGUAGCAACAGAAUUCAGUGUAUCUGAUGGAAAAGUUGAUAUCAAUUUUAAGGAUUCAAAACAUAAAGUGAAUAUAGCAGCAGAAUGUUCAGAAAACGAAGGUGAACCAGAAUUUGUUUCGCAAGAAGAAAAAGAUAGCAUUAAAGAAUAUAAAUUUAUAUGGUCAAGUAAAUAUUUUUGUCCAAUUGAUACAAAACCUGAUGAAACAAUUGGUAAAGAUUGUAAAGUAAUUGAUAAAGAAACUGGGUAUGUUUUCGAUUUAAAUCAUUUCAGUAAAACACCACUUACGUUUAAAACUGAGAAAUAUGAGUACAAAAUAUCUUUCUGCCAUUUAUUGAAAGAAGAGGAGACUUCAUGUAAGAAUUCGUACGCCUGUCAAACCGAAUUAUCAGGUUUAAAGAAAAGUUUUUCACUGGGAACAAAGAAAUCAGCUGUAGAGUUUAAAGGAGGAGCCAUCUACGUAAAUUAUACAUUAGGCAAUAAAUGCAGUUCGAAAAAGGAGAGAAAUAUUUCUAUUGCUAUUAAAUGUCCUGAAACAAGUCAAAUAGAUUUGGAACCACAAAUUAUAGAAAUAUCUCACUGUGACUAUUCUAUGACGUGGUUUACAAAACAAAUGUGCGAAAGACCGAUGAAAUGUUCUGUAAAAAAUAAUAAAAAUAGAUAUUUCGAUUUAUCUGAUCUGAUCCUGAAUAAGGAAAGCUAUAAAGUAAAAACAAGUAAAUAUACACUGUAUUUUAAUCUUUGUGGAUAUGUAAGAGGAAUGAAAGAUUGUUCAUCAGACUCUUUUGCAUGCGCAAAAGUAAUUGGCUCAAAUCAAUAUCUUAGCUUGGGCUCUGGACUGAAUGAUAAGCCUUUAGAAUAUAAAAAUGGUGCGAUUCAUGUCUUCUACAGCAAUGGUAGUGCCUGUACUGAAGAUAAAUCAAAAAGAGUAACAACAAAAAUCAUAAUUGACUGCGGUUUAGAAACUUCAAUGCGUGCGGAGUAUUACGAUUGUACAUUUUUAAUAUACUGGUCUAUGCCAAGACUUUGCGAAGAAACUUGUGUGAAAAGCGUGCAAAGAGAUUUUGGAUAUAAUCUUAAUAGUAUUCUCAGUGAUAUUUCCAAAUCCAAUACGAAGCUCGGAGAUUGUCUUAAGAGUAAGGAUCAUAAAUGUUCUGCUAUCAAAUAUCAAGAUGCAUCUUACGGUUCGUGGGAAAGUUGUAACUAUAAAAAAAUAAGUGACGGCUUUGAAGUUAAUUUCAACAAUGGUGAUAAAUGUUCUGAAGGAAAGAAAUCCUCGAAGUUUGUGAUAGCAUGCAAAGACAAGCAGUUUUUGAGGGAGUAUAUGAAAACGGAUUGUGAAUUGUCAUUUGUGUACGAAACUCCUCAAGCUUGCCCAACUCAAAAAGUAUUAUGUGCAUCUGACCACUACAACCUAAGUCCUCUAAUGAACGAAAUUAAUCACGUGAAAAAUAAAGACAGUAUCUAUCAUGUUGGAAUUUGUAAUGGGAUAAAAAACAUAGAUGGUUGUCCUAAAAAUACCGUUGUAUGUUUGGAAAAAUCUGGUAAAUUUCUCCCUAUGGCGUACCUUAAUACUAAAAAAUUACAAGAGUUUGAAAAAACAAAUGAACCUCUUGUACUAACAUAUACUUCCGCCCCAAUAUAUUAUACAGAAUGCGGUAAUAAAUACGUUCAAGUAGCAAUUUAUUUCAUUUGUGAUAAAGAAAAUAUUGGUGCUAUGGAAUUUAUAUCAUGGGACAGUGAUAAAUGUCAACUAAGUUUACGGUGGAAAACGUAUUACGGAUGCCCAACUACUAAGCAUUUAGUUCAAAUAAAAGAUGGAAUAAUCAAGGAAGGACCGUUUGUUAUAGAUUUAUCAAAUUCCAGCGUAUAUAAGAAAACAACUGUAACCGAUGCGAAGAGUAACAAAAAAAUUACAAUUAAUUUGGCUGAAAAGAAGGGAGCUAUUAUCAGCUCAGAGGAGAAUGAUAAAACAAUAGCUAAGGCUUCAAAUAUCAAGUAUUAUAUUGAGAAUUAUCAAUUUCUAAUGACAAGUCGAUUGAGUUAUUAUUCAACUACCGUCUAUUUUCAAUGUUCUGAUAAAGAUGAAAAACCAGAAUUAAGUAUACGUGAAGAUAGAAUAUACACUAUCAAUUGGAAAACUAAAGCUACGUGCCUUACUAAACCUUUGAAAAAUUCCAAAACAGUUGUCAAGAAGAAUUCGAAUAAAUUGAAAAUCUUUAUGAUUAUAAUUGGUUGUUUAAUUUGUUUGUUAGUUGUUGGUAUAGUUUUUGUUAAAAGAAGAAGAAUUAUGCUUUAUUGGAGGAGGAGAAGGUUUAAUGCAGAUUACUAUGCCAAUAUUGAAGAUGAUGAAGAUCAUCUAAUAGACGCUGCUGAAAAUGUUGCCUUUUCUGAAGAGUGCAAUAUUAGGGGAUCACCUUUUAGUAAUGAUGUGCAGGUUGAGUGGCAUUCGCAAAAAAGAGACGAUAAACUCAUUACCGGAGAUGACCUAGGAUUUGGUUCGGAUAAUGACAGACCUCAAACUUCUGUCAAGCAGAAGAAAAACCAAUCAAAGAAGAAGAAGGGAGAUAAACAAAAACAUUCUUCAUCCACACCCUCAGUAUCAUCACUGCCAUCAAAGAGUAAAAGGUAUAGAGAAGAUAGUGACGAUGACUUGCUUGUUUAAUUACUACAUUUUUAUAUCUCUCUAUGAUCUAGAAACAAUUUUCAUUUAUCAAAUAUAAAUCUUUGCUAGCUCUUUCCUAAACAAAAUUAAUUUAAUUAAUAAUGAAAUUCAAGUGAUGUCUAAUAUCUAAUACGAAUGUCUUUCAUCUGUAUACAUUAAUGGUUGUCUCGAUUCUUGCAUCAGUGACAGUUUGUCUGUGUUUAUAAUUCUUUGAAAUCGUUCCUUACGUCUAAAUGACAAUUUAUUAUUAAAUAAAUAAAUAAAAGGAGAGAAAACAGAUUUAUCCACUAAUAAAGGCUUUUGAAAGAAAUAUACUUUGUCGAAUAAAA